UCGCAACACCAUGUCUUUGGACAAGGAUAACGUAGAAAGCACCCAUGAUGUAGAAGUGCUUGGGGUAAAGCAACAGUCGUCAUUCAAGCGAAGAUAUCGAAACGCGAGCAAAUCACGAUCGCGGCUCAACGAUGAAUACGACACGGCAACACUCGAUGACGACGAACUUACUCGUGCGUUUCAACAUCAAUCACAUUCGCUUCGUGUUUCGGCAUCCAACGUUGCAGCCAUGACGGGCUUUCAUCCAUGGAAGAAUCUACCCGAACUUGCCAUGAACUUGGUGUAUCAGGGUAGACUAGGACAGGCACUGCUACGUAAGGAUGCUCUGUUGCUUGGUUUACAGUUGACAACCGAAGAACAGGUGCUUCGUGAUUUGGCGCAACAGUCGGGGGUGAGUACCCAAAAGGCGUUACAAUCAAUACUGCAGGUAAAGGACGGGAGUAAAAAGGUCGAAUCGGUGGAAUUAGCGGCCAAAUUGAAACAAAGGGUAUUAUACGAAGCGGUCAAGUCUGGCAAGCUCAACAAGGAACAACUGAAAACACUGCAAGAGGGCACCCGGUCAGCUGUCGAUACGGGAUACGGCACACAUCAAGAAGACGACGCGCUGAACUUGUACGAAAAACAGUGCGGAUGGGAAGUUCGGGAGCGCAAUGCAGAAAUUCGAAACUGGCCGUUUGCAAGACGCGAAGACAUUGUGCCGCAACUAGAGACGAAACCAGGUCUACCGACCGUCCUCCCUAUGCGACCAGCAUCGUCUCAAUGGUCUUCUCCUACGCUAGCAGAAUCCGAUUUACAAGAAGUGGCUUUGAAGCGAGCAAAAUCGUUAACCGGUGAUGGACCGGUUGAAUUCCAAGACGUUGUCUCCAAUACUUCCUUUGGAGAAGGCGACGAUACCGUACAGCAUCACGCAAGCUUGAAAGGCACGUGUACAACGAGGUCGCCCAGUGCUAUUUCUCCAAACAAUCACCGUAACCUUUUGCCGUUUUUUUCAAUCGUCGGGAGCGUGGAUGGACUUCGCGAAGAGCUGUUCUCCCCGGACACUCCAUGUACUUUUUCCACCGAAUUUGGGGCCGACUUGGCGUUACGCACUGUAAUUGUAGAGUGCAAGCACCGUAUGCGCAAAGUCCACAUUGUCCCACCUCUGUACGAGCAGAUCCAAACAAUUGCCUACUGUCUCAUGUACGAGGUAUCGGAAGCGGAUCACGUCCAGGUGUUGCGGCAAGACCCAAGCGCAAGCGGGAAAGGCUCAUGCACUUUUGUAGAGAACAAUACAACUCUUGAUGCGUGGGUAGCAUCAACUCAGAACCAGGGAAAGUCUGCAGCUACACUUCCCACGACAAAACCGAUGGUGGAUUUGAAACCGACUCUCACGACAUAUCGCGUUUCGUUGAACGAUGCAGUGAUGCAACAUCAAACUCAAUGGAGAGACACCGUGUUACCUCGCCUGCGGAGCUUUGUGGAAGCCGUUUAUGCGAUUCGUGCGAGCGAUGACAAACGAUACCGCCUGCUGGUAGCUGUCUCUUUAUCCACGGCGGGUGAGGAUGCGGCCACAGUAUUGGAAGCGUGGACAAUUCUGCAUAAGGAGUGCCCGUGGUUGGAAAGCUGCAAUACAGCUUUUUCUCGAUAG
Messenger RNA from Phaeodactylum tricornutum CCAP 1055/1, 1627 nucleotides. RefSeq lists its product with no specific name. The record is from RefSeq and is a predicted model, not a curated record. The transcript has a single exon. The coding region runs from base 11 to 1627 and encodes 538 amino acids. Lineage: Eukaryota; Bacillariophyta; Bacillariophyceae; Surirellales; Neidiaceae.